Tricharina praecox is the source of this 914-nucleotide messenger RNA. RefSeq lists its product as uncharacterized. Lineage: Eukaryota; Fungi; Ascomycota; Pezizomycetes; Pezizales; Pyronemataceae. The transcript is spliced from 4 exons. The record is from RefSeq and is a predicted model, not a curated record. The coding region runs from base 89 to 565 and encodes 158 amino acids.
AACCUCGAACUACUACCACUAUCUACUCCUCCUCUCUUCUUCUUUUCCUCCUCCUACCUCUCUUCCGCUUUAGCGACUCGGCUUCGCUAUGUUAAUAGAAUGCCUUGGUGUUAACAACUUGUACUUUUUUGGGUGUAUCAAACCUUGGGAUGGUGUUUUGUGCGCAUUUGCUUUGCGUUCACGGUUGGGUUCCUUUUCCUCAUUUCUGGGUUCUUGGAGUGUGGGUCAUAAAAGAGUUGCGUUCGGGCUGCUGCAUCUUUUUCUUUUCUUCUGUAGUGCGGCGGUACGGUUGAUUUCAUUCGUUUCCUUUGUUACCGGGGAUUAUUAUAUCUUAGUCUUCUUUGGGAGUUUAUGUCUUGGGAGGGGACUGGAUAACAAUUGGUGUCUUGAUCGUUCUUUGUUUUACCCGAGUGCGUUUGAUGACUUUUUAUUCUGGUGGUGUUUUUUUGCUGGGGUGGAUUAUUGUAGUUUGCUUGCUCUCUCUUUCUCUUUUGUUAUGGAUUUUCUACUCUGUUUUACUUACUGCUUUGCUGCAAGGUGCAAAAGGAGCUGGCUGGUGCAAUGAAUAGCGACUGAUCUCUCGAUACUUUAUCUUUGGAUGGUUCUUUUUUAGUUGAAACUUGGAACUUGGGGCGGUGUUGUUUUUUUGUCUUUUGGGGGGGAAGGGGUGGUGUUUGUGUACUCUACUACUACUACUACUACUACUACUACUACUACUACUACUACUAUUAUGUGUUUGCUUUGAUACAACUUCAUAUCUGAUUCCUUCCUGGUGGGCAGUGUGUAUAACUUGGACCAUGGUUGAUCUACAUUCUCGUCGAUACCUACCGUACUCUGCCCUCAUGGAUACCCUGGUGCUGUAUCUAGGUAGAGUACUGCUGGCAAGUUGCAAUGGGUGAGGAUCCUAUGUCUAU